GUCAGACUUUAAAAUACCGACUUCAUGUAGUUGGAUUUUAUUGACUUAUCUAGCAGUCGGCAUAUACAGUCCAGACAAAUCAACCAGAAAGAGGUCAAAAUAUGCAAAAAUAGUCCUGACAUUCGAAUGUCCGGGUCACGUACAAUACGAAACAAAGUCAUAACAAUUCUUCAACAUCAAGUGGAGAAGUGAGUCUAUUCAUUUAAAUACUGUUCAAGGCUCAUAUAUAGAAACAUAGAGAGAGAAAACUAUUAUAUUAAAACUUUAGCGGAGACAUCUCUCAUGACACUUAUUAUGGGUUUUAUCAUACACAUCAACUUACUUUGAGGAUUGAUAGAAUUUCAGAAUUGGAUGUGACGUUACGUUUCUAUUCAAAACAGAAAUAUCAACUCUGGUUACAGCAAAAGAAAUGAAAUUCAAGAAUUCUGUGUUCUCUGAUUUGAACUAUUAAACUGAAAUGAGUUUGAGAGGAUCUCUUAGUUACCUUUGGGACAUAACAAAACCGUUGGGCCAGGGUGCAACUAGCAUGGUGUACAAAGGAAGAAAUAAAAGCACAGGAGAAGAGGUUGCAGUGAAGGUCUUCAGCCAAGCUGGACACAUGCGACCUCACGAUGUCCAGAUGCGAGAAUUUGAGGUGAUGACCAAACUCAAACAUAAGAAUAUUGUACCCAUGCUGGCAAUUGAAGACGAGCAAUCAACAAGAAAUAAAGUAAUCAUUAUGCAGUUAACAGAACAUGGCUCCCUGUUCAACAUGUUAGAAGAUCCAAAAAAUGCUUACGGACUUCCAGAGGAAGAGUUCUUGAUUGUAUUUGAACAUGUCACUGCUGGAAUGAAAUACAUGAGGGACAGUGGUAUUGUACACAGGGACAUAAAACCUGGCAAUAUUCUCAGAUACAUAGGCGAGGAUGGAAGAUCUAUAUAUAAACUAACAGAUUUUGGUGCUGCUAAACAGCUCGACCAUGAAGAAGAACAAUUUAUGUCAUUAUAUGGAACCGAAGAAUACCUGCAUCCUGACAUGUACGAGAGAGCUGUAUUACGGAACCCUAAUCGGAGACAGUUUACUGCUACUGUAGAUUUAUGGAGUAUGGGUGUUACCUUCUUUCAUGUUGCAACAGGCCAAUUACCUUUUAAACCAUAUGGUGGAAGGAGAAACAGACAGAAAAUGUUUGAAAUUACUCGACAUAAAGAAAGUGGAGUAAUUAUGGGAGUCCAGCAUUCAGAUGGUGGAAAUAUAGAAUGGAGUAAAGAAUUACCAAAAACUUGCAGGUUGUCCGAUGGAUUAAAGAUUUUGAUAACACCAAUAUUUGCUCGUCUAUUGGAAUCUGACCCAAGUAAAGUGUGGAAUUUUGACGCUUGUUUUAAAGAAAUUGACUCUAUAGUGAAAAAGAAAGUGAUACAUGUAUUCUGUCCACACACAUGGAAUAGUCUCAAAGUGUAUAUUAAAAGUGAAAACAAUUUAACAACGCUUCAAGAGCUGAUAGCAGAACAGACAGAAAUAUUUGCUCCUAGUCAGUUACUGAUCUUUGAUGGUCAACAAUUAAAGGAUCAUGUUCAGGCAAUGUUACCCAUAUCAAGUUAUCCAAAGGGAAUCACAGAAACAAACCCAAUUUUUGUUUACACUAAACACAUGGAUGAUUUUUCAAGAUUCCCUGUACCAAACAUAAAGGACUUUCCGAGGUUCACAUCAAGUUUAACUACAGACGACUAUGCUAUAGCCAAGAUGUGUUCUGCAAUAAGUUGUUAUAUUCUAAAGGAAGUUGAGUUAUACUCUAUGAAACAAGAACUUGUCAGACGGGCAGUGCACAUGUAUAUCCACGAUCUGUAUCAUGAACUUGGACAUUUAGUGGACUAUCAUACUUUUUUGGAAAGGAAUUGUGACAGUAUUAUGAAGUGGAAAGAUAAUUUUUUACGAACAUUCAAAAGGGAGUUAACCAUGGUCGGAGUUUUAGUGAAAAGUUCAGACAUUCAAUUAAAUCAUAUUUUAACAGAUCUUGAAGCUUUUCAUGAACAGAGUGAAAUGAAUAUUGGAGAACUCUCUUCACAGAUAUCGGCACUUGGCAAUGAGGUAGUUUCACACCUUGUUGAUCUCAAAGAUCAAGAGUUACAGAAAAAGGUUCUGAAGAAGCAGUGGAAUGAUAGUGUUGGAUGUAUAUCAGAAGAUAGAUGUGUUGCAAAAGUUGAAGUGGUGCUGGAACAAAUAUUGAAAAUCAAGUUACAGUUUUCAGAAGACAGAAAGCGUCCUAACCUCUCUUUUAAUGAAGAACAGAUUCAUAAAUAUGAGAAGAAUAGACUUAGUGAGAACUGUACAAAGAUCAAGUCUUUAUUCUUUGAUCACUGUCUUGCUGGAGCAAAAGAUCAGUUUACUCGCUAUCACUCAUGGUUCAGUCUGGGUUAUGAUGUCAGACAGAGAUGCGAAAUAUUAGAGAAAAAGUUGCUGAAUCUUGCAGAUAGAUCCGAAGGAUUUGUUGACAAACUAAAUGCUCUUUGCCUUCAAUACAAUGAUGAAUUAAAGCUGAAAGUUCAGAGGGUUCAAGAGACAAUUAGUGAUAGAGAUUUUAUCUCCUUGGCAACACCUGGACAAGGGAUUGCCAGUAGCUUAACAGAGAGCAUGGCUGCUAGUGGUUCUUCUAAAGAUGAGAAUAAAAAAAUAAGAAGACAAAUGAUACAGACAGAAGGGAUUUCUAGUAGCUUUACAGAGAGUGAGUUGAUCGGUGCCUAUAAGGGUGAAAAUAAGAAGAGAAGACCUCAACUCAUUCAAGGGAUAUUGUUAAGUUUGGAAGAUCACCAAAAAACUGUAAUGGACAUGAAAAGAGAGCUGGAAAAAAAUAAUUCUUUAUUACAUAGUUUCAGCAAGGAACUGAGUAUUGGACAAACUUAUCCAGAUGUUCCUUUAAACUACCAAGGCCCAGUGUCAGGAAAUACGCAUUUUUAGAUGCCCCAAUGAGAACUGAAUGCAAAAUGUAUGUUCCUUUGUGGAAGUUGUACAUUACAAACAAAUAUGUUAACAUGUUACUCGAUACACAUGCAAUUUUACAUGCCAUUCAGAAUUUACUAAAUGCACAUCAGUUCACUGCACACUGGGCUGUGAAAUUAGAAUUCACAUGUCACUGCCAUUUAGGUUGUAAUAAUCUAUGUUAUUUGUAUAUAUUAUAUUGUCAACUUGUGAACAGUAAUUUUGUUUAUUUACCAUUUAAGUAUAAAAAUAAUUAUUUUUCUAAAUUUUUGACUGCAAUAAAAUUGUAUCGCUUAUUAUAUCAUUGGCUAUCUCUGUUGUAUUAUGUGCACUAUAUAUGCUUACAUUUGUAUAAAAAACAUUGUACAUGUAGUUGCUUUCAUUUGAGGUUUUUGUCAACGGCUUUAAAUUUUCCAGUUAGUUUUCAUCUUGUAAAUGCUAAAUUGUUUUGUAAUGAAAGUUUUUAUCUUAAAUAUAACUUUACAUUCCGGUAUAUGUUUUUUACUACAUUUAGAAAAAAAAGGUGCCUUAAAUGUAUAAAAUAUGAUAUUGUGAUAUUUGAUUUAACAUGUUUAUCAGAUUGUUUGUAUAGCAAUAUAUUACAUGAACAUUUAAAAGACAAGUUAAAUAAUUGGAAUUUCUCUAGCACAUUUACUAUACAAUUUUUCUUACUACUAUUUUCUAUAUUUCCAAAAGAUUUGAAUUUAACAUCACAUAUGAUUAAAAUGAUGUAUUAUCAAAAGUGUAACUUUUUUCAUAUACUCUUUAUCUAAUUCCUAAUUAUAUAUUUAUAUUUUUGUUUUUGAUGUCAGACGUUUAUGUAAGUAAAACUAUUUUUAUGUUCAGAUUUUCCUUUUUUGAGAUAUACUAUUUGAAUAAAGUUGACUAUAUCUGAUAAUAUUCUUUUAACAGUAUUUAACUUGAUUGUUUGCUACAAUUCAUUUCUGGAUGACUAACAAUGUCCUAUAGUGAGUUAAGGUUCUUGCCCUGCUGAGGUCAUAACAAUGUUCCUUUAUGACACAAAUACUGGUUAGUUCCAGGAAGAGGACACAUUAUUGGCUUCAUGCAAUUAUCGCUUGAAUAAAUAUGUUUAAGCUAUCAUUACUUCUUGAUUGGUAAUAUGCAAAAAUUGAACAUUAUGGUGAUUGGUAUAUUGCCUGUUCUUUCCAUGCAUUAAAUUUAUAGCCGUCAUAUUUUAUAUAGGCAUGAAAAAUUUUGAGGUAUCAGGACUUCACUGAAUUUACUGACAAAAUUUAGAGAUGUCUACAUUUUACAAGUGAAUUUCAAAAUGCAUAACAAAAUGAAAUGGUUAAGCUUUAACAGAUUAUAGCAAAUUUAUCCGGUGUAAUUAUCAAGGGACAACUGCUAAUUAUAACAAGUCAGUCAAUGAAAGUAGCCAUAAUGAAACUAAUUCAUCAAGUGUAUGUGACAUCUGAAUGAAUACGGUUAAAAUAUAUUCUCACACAAAAAAAGGCGUAUGAAGGCUAUUACAAAAUGCCACUGUAUAAUUAUCUUCAGUCUAUUCAGUCAAGUUAAUUGGCAAUUAACAUAUCGGCCAUAAUAGAUGUGAAAAAUAUAUCAAGAUCAAAGAUGUCAAACUAUACAAAGGUCUUCAACUUAUCUAUGGUAAAAUGCUAUUAUUUUAUACAGACAACAUAAAAAUUGAAGAACCUCAAUUUGAUAACUUUCAUCAAAAAGAUAGGAGUAGAAGGGUAUCAAACUUCAAACCCUGUUGCACGAUUUAUUUCAUUUUAUAGCCAUAUUUCUGAUAUUGACCAAAUCUCAUCUGCUCGGACUACUAUGCAUUAUCAUGAUAUUUGUGAUCUACUUUUCAAAUUGAUAGGGAGCUCAUUGGAUAAGUAUUGCAGGGGUCGCUGGUGUGGUACUCUGGAGAGGUGUAAUUUCUACAAGACAACUGAUGGUCAGUCAUCUCAAAUUGUUGUUUGAGAAACCACGUGAGAAAAGUGGUGGAUCACUUGCGGAGAUAUUGAUAAUAACUGUUGAGUUUUGCGGGAAAGCUGGUUAGGUGGAUCAACUGCCGAGAUAUAACCAAAAGGGUGUUGAUAUUGACAUACAAAAAAGGAAUUGAAAAAAAAAACAAACAAAAAACACAUUGUUGGGAUGAGUUAUUAAUAUUUGUAAGAUAAUAUAUGUACGAGUUGAGUGGACUUAUUGAACUUAUGUGCAAUAUAUGACCCGUUUUGUGUCGUACCACUGAAAAAUCUUGCUUAUUGUAUGUCACCAUUUUUCAUUCAUCACUUUUUUUUUUUUACAAUUCAUUCCCAUAAAAUACAUACGUUAAAAAAAAAAAAAAAAACAA
This is a messenger RNA of Ruditapes philippinarum (Manila clam), 5273 nucleotides long. RefSeq names its product serine/threonine-protein kinase TBK1-like. Gene Ontology annotation, biological process: peptidyl-serine phosphorylation. Lineage: Eukaryota; Metazoa; Mollusca; Bivalvia; Venerida; Veneridae. The transcript has 23 exons. The record is from RefSeq and is a predicted model, not a curated record. The coding region runs from base 458 to 2932 and encodes 824 amino acids. Gene Ontology annotation, cellular component: cytoplasm. Gene Ontology annotation, molecular function: protein serine/threonine kinase activity; ATP binding; protein binding.